UGUCAGAAAGCGACCAGAGCUUUGAGGUGACCAUGACAGCCACCACAGAAGUAGCUGACCAUGAGGUGAACGAAGGAACGGUCACUCAGAUUCAGAUCCUUCAGAACGAGCAGCUGGACGAAAUCUCUUCUCUAGCCAACGAAGAAGUCUCGGCUGUCAGUCAGGCCUGGUUCACCACCAAAGAGGACAAGGACUGUCUCACAAACAAAGGUCAUAAGUGGAAGCAGGGCAUGUGGUCGAAGGAAGAAAUCCAGAUUUUGAUGAGCAACAUUGAGCGCUAUCUGAAGGUUCGUGUUUGCUCUCAAUACGUGUCCUAGUUUCAGACGUUGCUCUCUUCGGUCUUUCCGUCAGUGGGAUUCCAUAAGAGCUUUUCCAUCUCUCUUGUAACACACACACACACACACACACACACACACACACACACGUUUCCAGGAAAAAACUCCUUUCCGGGUACUGAUAAGUCCCUUUCGCUCCGUACCUGAAGAGACCAGGCUCUUCCCCUGAGUUUUCAGGAGCUCAUGAAGCAGGAGAUCUGGUUGAGCAGCAUG
Messenger RNA from Thamnophis sirtalis, 548 nucleotides. Lineage: Eukaryota; Metazoa; Chordata; Lepidosauria; Squamata; Natricidae. The record is from RefSeq and is a predicted model, not a curated record.